Molecule: messenger RNA, 4603 nt
Organism: Ipomoea nil (Japanese morning glory)
Lineage: Eukaryota; Viridiplantae; Streptophyta; Magnoliopsida; Solanales; Convolvulaceae
Product: increased DNA methylation 1-like
Exons: 9
Coding region: 510-4196 (1228 amino acids)
Biological process (GO): negative regulation of DNA-templated transcription
Molecular function (GO): transcription corepressor activity
Source: RefSeq, a predicted model, not a curated record
CACCUGUUCAUGCAUUCUUGCUAAAUCUAAUCUUAGAUUUUUGUACAUUUUCCCCUGUAAAUCUGAUCCAGAAUUUCUAUCUACGCCUAUCAUUCUCUCUCAAUUUUUUUUUUCUUGUUAAAAUGUCAGCAGAUUAAAAUAAUUCUCCAAAAAUAUUAGAAACAUAAUUGUGAUACCUGUUUUUUUACCCCUAUUUUUUAGUUUUGUUUUUCAUCUUUACUGCUUCAAAUAAUCCUGUAUGUACUACCCCAUGCCAUGCCCAUAGCCCAAAGCCAAUUGCGAAGCCUAUUCCUUUCUUCUCCCCUCUCCUUUUCUGUUUCUGGCGAUUUGGCUCGCCGGGGAAUUACGCUUUGAUCGGAGGAGGAUCUGGUGGAUUUAUCGCCGUUGAGGAAUCCAGCUUGCUUACCGGUGUGAUCUGAUUUGUUGAACUGAAGAGUGAAGGGAUUUGUGGUCGUUAAUUUCGAUGGUCAAUUUAAUUCUAAUUUGAUUGAAUUUAGGGUUUAUUUUUCAUGGAGGAGACUGUGAGAUCAGGUGGUGUGGUAAAGAAGAAAAGUUCGUCUGGGUGUUUAAUUAUAAGGAAAAAAGAUGAUAGGGCGGGGGGUGUUCAACGGGGAGGGAUUGGCUCUUUGAAGAAGAACAAAAAGAAAAGGCCAAGAGUGAUUGUAAAUGAUUCUGAGUCAGGUGAUGAGUUGCCGGAACCUUACAAGAGGAAAGCCCAGGAAAUUUCUGGUAAUAGUCCGAUAACUUACAGGAGUGGGGCUGAGGGGAAUGGUAAUACUGAAAGUGAUAAGAAACGGAGUAGGUUAGAUUUGUUUGAGUUCGAUGAGUACGAUGAGUUUGAUGAGAGAGCCGUGAGGAAUGAAUACCGAGAUGGGAGGUUAGCGGUGACACAAGGAAUGGGGAGUUCUAGGGAAUUCAGAAGUGGGUCUAGUGGGGAAAUGAUUGUUGCAAAGAGGAAGUUUGAUAGCUCAAGGAAUGCUUUGGGGAGUAGGACUAAGGGUUUUGAUUGUUCAGCUAAAACCAAAACUGACGAGGAGGAAGAUGAUGUGGAUUUACCCAUCUCAAUGCUGAAGUUGAAGUAUCAAAAAACGUCCAAUGAAGCAAUAAGGUUGCAGGGGAAAAAUGGGGUAUUGAAGGUAAUGGUUAAUAAAAAGAAGAUGGAUUUAUCACAUAAAAAAAAUGAUUGCCGUGAUUUUGACAGUAGGAAAGGUUCAACAUCUGAGGACUUAAUCAUGAAGAAGCUACAAGUCCAACCUCACUCAGAUUCUGAACACCCUGAAAAGCAACACCUGUCUGUUCAAAGGGAGAAAAGUAAGAUGAAAUCCCGGAAAAUUUUGAUGAGCAACAAUACUGGAGCUAGUGAUUCAGAAACUGAUGGGACUGGUACAUCACCUAAGGUGAUUCUCUCAGCUCUGCCUGCUGGUAACUCUCUGAAAAGGGUUAAAAAGGAAGAAAAUAAGCUUUCAACAGUUAACCCCGUUUCUCCCACUAAUAAAGAAGGAAAAACCAAACGUGGGGCAAGCACUGAGAAACAAAAACUGCGUGAGAAAAUUAGGGGAGUUUUGACUGAUGCUGGCUGGACUAUUGAUUAUAGACCGAGAAGAAACAGAGAUUACCUAGAUGCAGUGUACAUAAGUCCUUGUGGAACAGCCUAUUGGUCUAUAGUUAAGGCUUAUGAUGCUUUUCAGAAACAGUUGGAGGAGGAUAGUGGUGGAAAUAAAUCUGCUGGUGUGUCUGCUCCAUUUUCUCCUUUAUUGGAAGAUAUAAAUAAGCUAACCAGGCAAACAAGAAAGAAAAUUGAGAGAGAAAUGAAAAAGAAGAGAAAGGAUAAUGGUACCAGUAGGGAUAACAAGAAGACUUCAGGAAAAGAGUCCGCAGAAGGCUCAGACAGCGAUCAGCAUGAUGAGCGAUUAAGUAGCUAUAUAAAGAAGAGUGGUAAGUUGCUGAAAGGAAAGUUUCAUGCAAGACAUCAAAAGAAUCAGUAUGGAACUAGUGAAAAUAUCUCGGUCUCAAAAGAUGGGAAACAUGACCAGGACAUUAUUGGGAAAUUCUCUGUAGCACCUACUGGUAAGUUAAUCCAGGGAAGAAAAAGUAAAAUAAUUGGGAGAUGUACUUUGUUGGUCCGUAGUUCUGAUAAAGGACAAAAUUCAGAAAUUGAUGGGUAUGUUCCUUAUUCUGGAAAAAGAACAUUAUUGGCAUGGAUGAUUGACUCUGGGACAGCGAAACUUAGUGAAAAGGUUCAAUAUAUGAACCGUAGAAAAACACAUGUGAAGCUAGAAGGCUGGAUCACACGAGAUGGCAUUCACUGUGGUUGCUGUAGUAAAAUACUUACUGUUUCCAAGUUUGAGCUCCAUGCAGGGAGCAAACUGCGUCAACCCUUUCAAAACAUAGUUUUGGAAUCUGGAGUUUCUCUGUUGCAGUGCCUUAUAGAUGCUUGGAAUAGGCAAGAGGAGUCUGAACGCCAGGAUUUCUGUACUGUAGACACUGAUGGUGAUGAUCCAGAUGAUGAUACUUGUGGUAUCUGUGGUGAUGGUGGGGACCUGAUCUGCUGUGAUAGUUGUCCAUCAACUUUUCAUCAGAGCUGUCUUGGUAUAAUGAUGCUUCCUCCAGGUGAUUGGCACUGUCCAAGUUGUAUUUGCAAAUUUUGUGGCAUUGGUGAUGAAAGUCCUACAGAAGAUGAUAUGGAUGUCAAUGAGCUCCACUUGUGCAUCCUCUGUGAGAAAAAAUAUCACAAGUUAUGCAGACAAGAGUUGGAGGCUAACAAUGUUUUACCUGUGAAGAACAAAAUUUCAUCUACUUCAUUUUGUGGGCAGACAUGCCAAGAGCUCUAUGACCGUUUAAGGAAGAUUGUUGGAGUCAAACAUGAAUUAGAAGCAGGAUUCUCUUGGUCUCUCAUCCAACGGACAAAUUUAGACUCUGAUACAUCACAUUGUGAGUUUCCUCAAAGAGUUGAAGGCAAUUCCAAGAUGGCUGUUGCAUUGUCUAUCAUGGAUGAGUGCUUUUUACCCAUAGUGGAUCGAAGAAGCGAGAUUAAUAUAAUUCACAAUGUCCUUUAUAACUGUGGGUCAAAUUUUAGUCGAAUUAAUUAUCGUGGCUUCUACACAGCAAUCUUAGAAAGGGGUGAUGAAAUAAUAUCUGCAGCAUCUAUAAGGAUACAUGGCACACAACUCGCAGAAAUGCCGUUUAUUGGGACACGCCAUAUAUAUAGGCGUCAAGGAAUGUGUCGACGGCUAUUGUCUGCUAUUGAGAUGGUCCUCUCCACUCUAAAAGUUGAGAAGUUGAUCAUUCCUGCUAUAUCUGAGCAUAUACAUACCUGGACAGUAGUUUUUGGUUUCAACCAACUUGAGGAAUCUCACAAGCGGGAAAUGAAAUCUAUGAAUAUGUUGGUGUUUCCAGGGGUAGAUAUGUUACAAAAGCAGCUAGUAAAGCAAGGAGCAUCUGAAGGUUUGAGGGCUGUUGAUUUUAGAAGUCCUAGUAAGUCUGACACAGUUUCCUGUGCCAAGCGUGAUGCAAAUGAAUGUCACGAUACUGGUUUGCAGAACGCAAAUGAAAUUCAUGCAAAGGUUGAAAGUGGGUGCUUGGGUUCUCCAGCUUCAGCUGCACAAUCACAUGAUAGUACAAUGAUUGAUGGCCAAGACUAUAGUCCUUCUACUAUCAAAUCGUCCAAUAAGGUGACUGAAUCAAUCAAAUCUGAGGUGGAGAACAAGCUUGGUGAAUCUUCAACAAACUUAGGCCAGUCUGCAGCAGGUGAAAAUGUGAUCACACUUGAUAUGCAAGAUGCAGUCGUAGAUUUGUUACCCACCAAGGAUGAUGUCCUUGCCACUUCUGAGAUAUCAGAUAGUGCACCCACUGAAGUUGAUGGGAAAGCGAUUUGUGUGGAUUCUGUACAUUGCUCUUCAUUAGAUCUUGCCAUCAAUGGAGACAGGAAACAGACUUCACAAUCUGCUUCUGGGAAACCUAUUGAACAGCCUAGCUCAGAUCCGAAUCUUCCCAGCACAAUUGACGGGGAAAACAAACCAAAUAUGGCUUCCGAAAAAACUACCGAUACUGAAGGAGUUGACAGUGCAAAGAUUAUUCCUUGUGAAGGUAAGAACGAUUUGGCUUCUUCCAAUGAAAGAAAAAAUGUUGAAGAAUCUUGUGUGGAACCAAGCAAAACUUCUUCUCAAGACAUGGCUGAAAAGGAUGAAAGUUCAUAAUUCUUGUUCCACUGCUGCAUUUCAAGCUGGCAAUCAUGGAGUUUAUGCGAGGUGAGGGCAAGAAGCAACUUACCUUUGGCUUUAGAACAUCAUUAGGCCAAACACAGCAUUCGAACUGAAUUUCUUGAAGAUCUAGCCUGAACGCUAUUCAGUUCAGUAUAAAUGUUUAAUGAGCAGAGGAACUUAGGCUUUAUUUUUCUUAUUUUUCCUCAAAUGCACUUAAAAGGUCCAGAGCAGAAGGGGUGACUUUGUAUAUAGUUUGGAAUUUGUAACUUUCGUUUUUGUAUUAUUUCUUUUUUAUUCAUUUUUAAAUUUCCUUGUUAGGCAAAAGAAUAGCUUUCUUUGUGGUUUGUCACAUAACUGUUUGCAGAGAUCAAUUAAGUUGCUCAUUCUAAACUUACACUAUA